GCAAAAGGCCCCAACUGUAUCAGCACUGAGAGACUAGACCUGGCCUCCUCCCCUUGUAGCCACCACUCCUUGAACCUCACCUGGCACCAUGAGCGGCCACGUUGGAGACCUCAGCCCCCAGCAGGCAGAGAUGCUAGCCAAGUUCCGAGAAAAUGUCCAGGACAUGCUACUUGCCCUUCCCAACCCUGAUGACUACUUCCUUCUGCGCUGGCUCCGAGCUCGGAACUUUGACCUGCAGAAAUCAGGAGCCAUGCUCCGCAAGUACAUGGAGUUUCGGAAGACCAUGGACAUUGACCACAUCCUUGAUUGGCAGCCUCCAGAGGUGAUCCAGAAGUACAUGCCUGGGGGCCUAUGCGGCUACGACCGCGAUGGCUGUCCUGUGUGGUACGACAUCAUCGGGCCGCUCGACCCCAAGGGGCUGCUCUUCUCUGUCACCAAGCAGGACCUGCUCAAGACCAGGAUGAGGGACUGUGAGCGUAUCCUGCACGAGUGUGACCUGCAGACCGAGCGGCUCGGGAGGAAGAUUGAGACCAUCGUAAUGAUAUUUGACUGUGAGGGCCUGGGCUUGAAGCACUUCUGGAAACCUCUGGUGGAAGUGUACCAGCAGUUCUUUGGUCUCCUUGAAGAGAAUUACCCAGAGAUCCUGAAGUUCAUGCUCAUCGUGAAAGCCACCAAACUGUUCCCUGUGGGCUACAAUCUCAUGAAGCCCUUCUUGAGUGAAGACACCCGCAGGAAAAUCAUAGUGCUUGGUAACAACUGGAAGGAAGGUUUGCUGAAACUCAUCAGUCCCGAGGAACUGCCUGCCCAGUUUGGGGGAACCCUGACUGACCCAGAUGGAAACCCCAAAUGUUUAACCAAGAUCAACUAUGGCGGGGAGAUCCCCAAGUCCAUGUACGUGAGGGAUCAGGUGAAGACUCAGUAUGAGCACUCAGUGCAGAUCAGCCGUGGCUCCUCGCACCAGGUGGAAUACGAGAUACUGUUCCCAGGAUGUGUCCUCAGGUGGCAGUUCUCAUCAGAUGGUGCAGACAUUGGCUUUGGGAUUUUCCUGAAGGCUAAGAUGGGGGAGCAGCAGCGAGCAGGCGAGAUGACGGAGGUGCUGCCCAGCCAGCGCUACAAUGCCCACAUGGUGCCCGAGGAUGGGAGCCUUACCUGCUCGGAAGCUGGCAUCUAUGUCCUGUGCUUUGACAACACCUAUAGCUUUGUUCACACCAAGAAGGUCAGCUUCACAGUGGAAGUGCUGCUCCCAGACGAGGGCAUGCAGAAAUACGACAAGGAGCUCACCCCCGUCUAGACGGCUCCUUCAGUUAUCAGAGAUUCCACCCCUCUGCUUUCUCUCUCUAUAUCCCCCCUCCCCAGUAACUGAUUAUUAGUCUUCCCAGACCUGGUGACAUUAGAGAAGGGGCUGCCUUGUGGAAGAUCCGUAUGCUGUGGUCAGAUCAGAAAAGGUAUGAGAGGCACAGUCUGGGAGGGUGCCAAAGUUGCAGAAGAGAAAGAAGGCAGGGGUGAAGGUGGGAAGUGGGAUGUCACUGAGCCCCCAAGAAAUAGGAAAAUGAACCCCCUACCCUUUGUCCUCAGCUCUCUUAAGGCAUUUGUGUGUGCUUGAAUAAUCUUCCCUAUAAGCUCUGAGCUCCCUGGGUUGGAGAUCUAUUUAAAUUCUUUUUUAUUUCCCCUCCCUGUAUGUUGUUG
Molecule: messenger RNA, 1686 nt
Organism: Trichechus manatus latirostris (Florida manatee)
Lineage: Eukaryota; Metazoa; Chordata; Mammalia; Sirenia; Trichechidae
Product: SEC14-like protein 3
Exons: 12
Coding region: 89-1291 (400 amino acids)
Cellular component (GO): nuclear speck; cytoplasm
Source: RefSeq, a predicted model, not a curated record